UCAACCGACAGGAAGCAACAAGUGUGCACGCAUGGCAGGAAGAAAUGUGUGUGCGUUUGACAAAGCAGCUCACCCCAUCCUGCUGAGGCUCCACAUACAGAUCAUCACCGAUCCGUGACAGAGACUGGAUGGAUUUGGCCAGUACUGGCCGGGUGUAAGAUCUGAGGAACGUCACACCGUCUUUCCUCCUUUUCACCAUUGAUAGAAAUGUCUGUCACCAAAGGGGAGUGACUCAAACGACCUUUGUGCGCCGAAACCUCGGCUAUCACAAGAGAGAGAGAGAGAGAGUUUGAAAGAACACGACAAGAGAAAAGUCACAUUUCUGUGAAGAAUAGAGAGAGACUGCUGCUGAAUGUUUUGAGGUUAGGGAGGAGAGGGAGACGUGUGAGAGUGAAACCUCCAUCCAACACAGAAAAGAAGAAACAGAGGAAUAUAAACCUUAAGAGAUGGCUCCGUCUUGAUAAGAAACUAUGGAAAGAAUCAUGGCAAACGACUGGAGAAAUAAAAGAGGAGGGAACAUCCACCACAGGGAAAUAAACAUCAAAAGGACAAAAUGGUGACGUUAUCUACACACAGAUGAUUUCUUCUUCUUCUUCGUGGUCUCUUUUUUAAAGCAGCUCUUUACAAAUGUCUGCAAGGAAUCCACCACUGUUUAUAGGACUGUAUUGUUAUGUUUCCGCACAGUCGUCGUUGUCAUGCUCUUCUGGAUUAAAUACGCAGCAGAUCUCUUCCUAGAUGUCUCAGUCACCUAAUCCGAAAGACACUCAGGCUCUGCUGCAGUCCAUGCUGCAGAGACUGAAGCUCCAGCCGGGGAGAGAGGGCCAGGUGUACCUGAAUGCACCUGCACCCAACACAGCUGUUCACACAUGGGUGCAGGGCGGAGAGAGGGGAGCCUCUGACUUCCAGGGAGUGAACUGCAGCCCUGGUAAUGGCUUUGAGUUUGGUUCUAAUGAUCGCCCCUCGAAAGAGUUUGGGAUCUCCUCUGUGGAGCUACAUCAGCCAGGUCAUGCCUGUGAAGUGGACCGGGGUCUUAUUUCCUUCUCCGCCCGCAAAGAAAACACUGACAGAGACACGGGUGAGAACAGGGCGAUGAGGCAGAACACACAUAUCCCAACUGGAACAGAGCAGCUGUUUCCUGCUAAAUCACUCAAAGAUGCGGCUAUCUCUUCCUCUGAGAGAACAGAUGGGGGGAAUUUUGUCAGUUCUGCCAUGAUAAGUCACACCCCUGAUGAUAAAGAUGCUGCAACAAGUACAGGACGGGGUCAAGGUUUCACACCCAAAGUCUACAUGUGGUCUUUGAAGCCGACGGAUGAGAAUAUUCACACAGAAAGUAAAGAGGACCAACUGUUGCACGUGGGGAACGGAGGAUUUGGAGCUAAAGACAUGCAGGUUGGCUCACCGGGCAAAACAGACAGCAUCUCCAGAAGACAACAGCGAUCAGCUGGGAAUAAAACGAGAAGAUGGACUCAGAAGAUAAAGGAGAGGUGGAGAGACAGGCAGGGCAGUUUUGGCAAAAAGGGAAAAGAGGAAGGAGGGGGAGAAGACCAGAAGAGAGAGCAAGGAACUGGAAUUUUACCUCAAAACCAGCCGAUGACAGCAGAGACUCUCAUCAACACGCCAAAUAAGGAAGAUGAAAGACCGGCCCCUUCACUGGACAGCAGUGACCCCAGUAAAACCGCCCCUGCACAGACAGAGGAUGGCAUCAAUGAAGGAUACAUGAGGUCAACAGGGGACUUUCAGUUGGGUCUGGGCUCCUUCAGUCUACUGGAGGAGAUCGUCACAGGUCAAGAGUGGGCAAAGUUCCUAAAACCACAACUCUCAGCCACCUCAGCCAAUCAGAGACCUUUAGAAGGACUACAAAUCGCACAGAAUCCUCACCGUACCCUGAUUUUCAGCCGGCCUGGAGGUCGGAACAAGCAGUGGUCGACACCUGCCUCGGACUUUAGCAUGGGGCAAACAUCAUCAGAAGGUGUCCUGCCCGUCGGCAUGGAUGUUUCAGGAGGAAAGCAAAAGCAGGAUGUUCACUCUGAGGCUGACCAUUCAGAACCAAUGGAGCAUGGGAACAACCAAUCAGAUCUGCAGUCAGAAGAGAGUGGAAAGCUACAAAAAGCUACCUUUCUUAGGCCUGCUGAUCUUCUUGACAACUCGGCGUUGAAGAGCAGAGUCCAGCUCCACAGAAAGAGGCAGCAUCAGUCAGCUGAGAGGAGAGACCAGAGGCUUCAAAGACCGAAUAUAAAUGAUGGGAAUACGAUAGGCAGAGAGGGGUCCAUAGCUUCAAGAAGCGAGUCGAUGAAGGAGACAGGAGAGGACUCACGACGUGUCGUCCUGCCUUUAUACAUCCUAAACUCUCCUCAACCUCUCUCUCCUUCUUCUUCUUCUUCUGCUCCACCAAAGGGUGUCCUCAAACACUCCAUAUCCCAGGAUUCAGAGUCCUCAAUGGAAGUUCAGACAAAAAGGAGACGAGUUGAGGAGAACCGGCGUGUUCGCUUUUCAGAGGAGGUGCAGACAAUACCACUUCCAGACCUGGAUCUGGAAGAUUUGGACUCAGAGGAGGACUCUGAAGCAGAGGAGGACUCUGAAGCAGAGGAGGACUCUGUCACCGAGCAAGACUUUGAGGUGGCGCAGGAAACUAUGGAGGAGGUGGCACCGGCUCGUCGGCCUGCUCUACCUGCCUGGAUUCUGGCUCUGAAGAGGAGGAACACUGGGAGGAAGCCCAGAUAGUCAAGGUGCAACAAAACAGACACUUAAAGAUCGUUUCAUCUGGUUUGAAGAUGUUUCAGAAUAAGACCCUUUGGACCGAAAGUUUAGCAGUUAUUCAACAUUACAAUAUAUUAAUUCAUGCAUCUCCGGAGUGUUUUGGAUUUCUGUCUGGGCGCUACAAGCACCUCUUUGCGACUUCUUGCCCUCUCCUUACCGCCAACUGUGAUCAGCUCCUGGUGCUGAUCUGUACCACUUUCUAGUUUCUAGUUUUUCUGUCCAUGCUGUCUGCUCACUCCCUCUAGAAUGGAUUAUAUACCAGCAGUGUUGCACAUUCUGAAAAAACUGAUGAUGAUCAAAUUGGUGUCUGGAGUAAAGUUUCUCGCAGAAAUGAAACGAUGCCUCCUCCUUCAUAUUCAGACUCCUCUCUGUCCUGCUGUCUGUGACACUUAGCCGCUCUGUCUCCUCUUAAUGGCUUCUUGUCCAUUUGUCCAGGAAAUUAACCCCUGAGGAGGAAAGACAUAUGAGACUAUAGAGCUGAAGCAGAGGCUGCAGAUUCCACUGGUUACUUAUCCCUAGAUAUUAAAUCAUAAAAAUGUAUUCAUAGACUCUAUAGUAUUAUUUUUUUACAGAACAAGCUUGUUGUGUGUGUGUCUAUAUCAACUGAGAGUUAAGAGAAACGUCAAAGAAAUAAUUUAUUAUUUGGGGAAAUCGUCUUAUGUACUUUUGUUUUUGUAGUUUUUUUUGUAGUUUUGUUUGUGAAGAAGAUUAAAACCACUCUCAGUAAGAGUUUGUGCUUGCUUCCAGCGAACGCACUGCAACCCGCCAAAAAGCAGGCUGAUCCACAAACCCUCAUUAAGCUUUAUUAAAAAACAAAAUGUGCAAAAUGUGA
Molecule: messenger RNA, 3589 nt
Organism: Labrus mixtus (cuckoo wrasse)
Lineage: Eukaryota; Metazoa; Chordata; Actinopteri; Labriformes; Labridae
Exons: 7
Coding region: 736-2721 (661 amino acids)
Source: RefSeq, a predicted model, not a curated record